AUGAGGAUCCCACACACGAUAUCGAAGAACGUUGUAGCUGCAUACAGAUGCUCGCCGGAAACCUCACUGUUACCACAGGAGCAAGGAAGGACGCUUCGGGCGGAAGACGCCUCGUGGGACGACGAUUUAAUCCCCGAUUUAAAAAUUCUUGCGCUUCGUACCAUAGUUUCGACCUGGAAAGAUAAUCCUAUUCUGGAGGAUCUGCCGACGUGCGUCGACAGGGAUGUACUGCUGGAAACACUACCGACUGAUCUACCCUUCGAAUUGACAAUAUCAAGAAUCGAGGACGAGUUUUAUUGGGAACGUGCGGCCAAGGACAGGUGGGAAUACAACGAUCCAAGUGAGCAUGGUAACUCAUGGCGGCAAUUAUAUUGCGAACGCCACUUAGCCGAGUAUCUGGAAACUUUGCAGGCGAGCUACUUCGAGUCUCAAAGAGAAGAAUGUGAGAAAUUGAUGGCUCUCGUAAAGAACCAUAUACAUAUCAUAAGGCUUCGUUCUCUCGUGCCAAUCAAAAAACAGCAAACUACGGAGAAUGAAUUAAUCCUAGAGGAAGACGUCGUGCAUCACAUUCCCAUGGCUGUUAUACUUCCACAAUUCCCGCAUCUCACCGAGAUUUAUCUCAAUUUCGGUAUGAUCUACAUGAAUGACGGUUUCGAGUGGCGAGAUUUUGAAUUUUCGUUGGAGGAUUGUUUAAGUCUGGGGGAAGGAAUUAAAGCCAGCCCGAAAUUGAAGAAAUUCAGUCUAACCCGAAGCAACUUGGAUCAGCCCCGAGUCGCUGCUAUUCUUCAAGGGAUGGUAUCGAAUGAUAAUAUCGAGGAAUUGGAUCUGUCGCAUUGCAAAUUGAUGGAUAACGGUGCACAUGCGGUGAGCCAAUUUCUGUCAAUGCACCGGAAUGUGAAGAUACUGCAUUUGGCAAAUAACAAUAUAGGACCAGAUGGAGUUGCCGGUAUCGUUUACGGAUUAAUAAAAGCUAGCUCAACAGCUCUAAAACAUUUGGAUUUGCGAUUGAAUCCUUUGGAAAGUGAAGGAGCUAAUCACAUAUGCGCUCUUCUGGUAAGAAAUAAAACUUUGGAAACAUUGAAUAUCAGUGGCUGCGAAUUGGGUCCGGAAGACGGUAUAGCGUUGGCCGAGGUACUCUCUUCCGGUUGCGUGGAACUCGAAGCCUUAUCUCUUGAUGUAUCAAACAAUAAUUUUGGAUUUACCGAAAUUACAGAUGAGCAAGAGAAGAUAAAAUCAAUCCUCAAAAUUCAACAUUCAAGUGGCCUCGUCUAUUAG
Molecule: messenger RNA, 1275 nt
Organism: Atta colombica
Lineage: Eukaryota; Metazoa; Arthropoda; Insecta; Hymenoptera; Formicidae
Product: T-complex-associated testis-expressed protein 1-like
Exons: 8
Coding region: 1-1275 (424 amino acids)
Biological process (GO): activation of GTPase activity; nucleocytoplasmic transport
Cellular component (GO): nucleus; cytosol; perinuclear region of cytoplasm
Molecular function (GO): GTPase activator activity; small GTPase binding
Source: RefSeq, a predicted model, not a curated record